GCAGAGGAAAGGUAGAUCUUUCAAACCGUCGACUUACUUCCUAGGUUAUUCAACGGAACACAAAAAAGAGGUCCUAAUUACUUUGACGGUAAUUUUUAUGUGAAGUUUGGAGAUUAAUUAGUUGAAAUGAUUUCUGUGAGCUUGCAGUGUUUUGGACUUUUACUUUUCGCUUCCGUCGCCCUCGCCACCCACCUGAACUAUGACAUUUCAACGUACACAACCACGAUGACUUCUCUUCUAUCAAACUACUCCAGCAAAGUCCGGCCCAUCGUAAACCAGGGCCAGUCGCUACAACUGCAACUCAGCUUGUGGAUCGCCGGAAUUAAUGACGUCAGUGACGUCGACUCGAAGAUGACCACCACGGGGUACUUGUAUGUUAGAUGGAAGGAUGAACUACUCAACUGGGAUUCGACGGCGACCGGGAUGUUUUGGAUGCAGUUUAAUCAGAAAGACAUAUGGGUUCCUGAUAUUGUUCUGAAGAAUGGGUUUACGGAUUUCAAAAUGAUGGGCGGUGAUUUUUACUACCUGUAUGUGUAUAACGAUGGUUGGGUGGCUUGGUAUCCUUACAAGGUGUUUGAAACAUCCUGCGAAUUGGACGUGACGUACUACCCUUUUGAUCGUCAGACCUGUAACAUUAUUGUAAAGUCCUGGAGCUAUUCGCGAUGGGAAGUCAAUUUCACUUUUAACGAUCCAAAAAUAGGGUUCGAUGAAUUCGUCCCAAACAGUAUUUGGCAUUUGGACUCGUAUGAUGCUACAACUGAUUAUUCACAGGAGAGCACCGACAUCAAAUUUAUUUUAAAACUCAAGAGAAAAUCUCAAUAUUUUAUUAUUAAUCUUGUUAUUCCAAUAAUCCUGGUUGGUAUUUUAAAUAUUUUCGUCUUUGUGAUCCCUGCAGACGCCGGAGAGAAAAUGGGAUUCUCCGUGACCAUCUUCCUGACAUUUGCCGUAUUUUUGACCAUUGUAAGUGGGGAACUUCCAAAAACUUCAGAUUCCAUAUCCAUUCUAAGCAUUUAUCUGAUAAUCGAGUUAGGAAUCAGCAUAUCUUCCAUCAUGGCUUCUGCUCUUCAACUUCGCAUUCAUCACAGAAAAUCUACUCAAGAAAUAGGUAAAGGAUUUCGUAUAUUGAUCAGAGCCGCGGAGCGAUUGAGGUGCAAAGGUAAAGCAGGCGGAGCAGUAACCGGAUGUUGUCCGAAACCAUGUGGAAAGCAAAUCCACGUUAAGGAAUUGACUGUCAGGAAGCGUGAGAACACUUUGAAAGUGGACUCUUCUGCGUUGGAGGAAGACGAGGAGGAGGGCAAGGAGUGGUCAGAUGUAUCGUCUGCGAUAGAUUUCUUAGCUUUUUUUGGCCUGAUCUUCUUCCAGUUAUUGGUGACCAUUAUUUUGUUCAGUUAUGCUGCCGCCUCUGGUUAACUGUGAUGUGUUGAAAUGCUUAAAAUAUAGAACAAAAACGCUAUCAGGAUACCGUUGACAUACAGUGUCAUACAAUGAAACAAGAAUAGUCGAGAUGUUUAACUACGAUAAAAUUGACAGUUUAAGUCAUACACUGAUAUUUACCGCUAUUGAGUAUGAUUCCCUCUAUUUCUUACGAUUUGUUAAUUCAUACCUCUUAGAAACUAACAGGUCUGAAUUCUGCACGCUCCGUUAAUCGAUUGGUCGAAACCUAAAAAUCACGGACUGCAAGAAAUAAUCAUGAUAAUGUCAGACUCAAAUUCCCUUAAAGAGACAGUACAGCUGAAAACAUAUGUGUGAAUAACUUCAGAUUUACCUAUUGUACCGUUAGGAAAUAAGAAAUGACGUUGAUUGUAGUAGUCGAAAUACAUAAAAAUCCCUUUUACAUACUUAAUUAAAGUAAUUAUAAGCUUCCGGAAAUUUAAGGGCCGUACAAACCGGAAUAAUCUUAUCUAUACUACUAUAUUAAAAUAAUAGACUCAAAUUUUUGGUCUUUAAUACCGAUAAAUUGGAAGAAUACUGUCUUUUGUUUUAUUUAUUCUAAACGUCAUUGAUACUUGAAGAUUACCAACUUGUUUUUAUUUUUUCUUAGUAAAGCUUCGCUAAUUAAUAAUUAACGAAAAUUCCUUAAAAAUAUACCGGAAAUCAUCUGGAUUUUUUGGAUUUUACAAUCUUGCGCUUGCACAAUACUUUCACGCUAACGGGAUCUUUAGUUUAUGUUUCCACAAUAUCAUUUUUGCAUGAACAAACUCAGAAAAGAUAAUACAAAUACGGGUAAAUUUUCAUUGUAUUUUGCUUUAUUUUCUGUUUAUAUAUAUUAAUGAUUUCUUAUGAGAGAAAGUAUAAAAUAACAAAUAAUUUAUACAUUUCAACUAAGUACAUGUACUUACUUUUGUCUUCGUGAUGACAAAAAAUAUUUGAUUACAUGCAAAAAAAAUUCACAUUAUUUUUCUUAGGAGAGUGAAGAUAGAAUAUGUUUUAUCGUUAAAAUGAAUAAUGUUUUACGAUAUAAUGCAUUCCGGUUAUUGUCUCUGUAGGAAAGAAAAUACAUGUACGUUGGUGAAAAAGUGUUGAAUUCUUCCAUUAUAUGGAUUAACAUUUUUAAAUGAAAGGUAUUUACAGUCUCAAAAAGGUUAAUUAUGAUGAAUUUGACUGUUAUUUUCAAGGCAACUUCAUUAAUUUUCUCUUAAAUCGUUCCGGGGCGAUUCUGCAAUUUUCUGCUACAUUACGGGUAUAUGGAAAGCAUUCUAACUGUGGUGAGGGCCUUUCCCGAGAUACGGUUAGUUAAUUCAAACUAAAAAAAAUUUAGUGAAAUUAAUAGCAUUAUUGUAGGCUUAUAGCUUUGUUAUGUCAAUAAUACGGUGUGUCGAUGUAUCUAUUUCGUAAAUUAUGUCCGAUAUGCAAUGUCAACCCGUGCACGCACGGGUCAAAGUAUAGUAUCGUUUAGUUGUACGACGUGGAAUUGAUUGACAGUGAUUGACACGUGCUGAAAACUUCAAGAUCUUCAUUCGACUUCGGUCAUCAUGGUAUACGAGGUAAAAAAGAGACUAUCUAAACGGAACACAUCCUAACUUACUCGAUAAUUUAUAAAUGGUUUACCAAUUUCGGUUCAUUUUAAAAUGAACAGACAUAAAUGUGUCAAAUAACCCAUCAAGGGACCUCAUUUACAAAAAAUAUGAAUUUAGGUUGAAGCAACUCACUGAUAAACAUGAAAAAUACAUGCUUACAAAAAUAAUUUUGGUUGUUUUAAAAAUUUAAGACAAUUAUUACCUGGGAGAAGAUUAAAAAACAUACUUUUAUCAACAAACAUGGCUAGGAGAAUCUGAAGAAGGUAAUGGCCACAUAUUGUGACUUUAAUAUGAAUCCAUUCGUUAUUUUAAGUUUUUAUUUUAUUCAGAAUUACAGGGAUCUACCCCGUGUUGUUUUCAAAAUACGCGAUGGCGUUGGCCCUGUGUUGAGUACAACAUAUUCCUUGUAUUUGAUUUCUUGCGAAAAAAAAAAUAUAUAUAGAACAUGCUGA
Messenger RNA from Magallana angulata, 3469 nucleotides. Its product is annotated as neuronal acetylcholine receptor subunit beta-4-like. Bases 127 to 1410 code for a protein of 427 amino acids. Lineage: Eukaryota; Metazoa; Mollusca; Bivalvia; Ostreida; Ostreidae. Gene Ontology annotation, molecular function: transmembrane signaling receptor activity; extracellular ligand-gated monoatomic ion channel activity; neurotransmitter receptor activity. The record is from RefSeq and is a predicted model, not a curated record. Gene Ontology annotation, biological process: signal transduction; regulation of membrane potential; chemical synaptic transmission. Gene Ontology annotation, cellular component: membrane; synapse; neuron projection. The transcript is spliced from 2 exons.